This is a messenger RNA of Didymodactylos carnosus, 579 nucleotides long. The record is from the annotation of a GenBank genome assembly. NCBI's taxonomy places the organism in Eukaryota, Metazoa, Rotifera, Eurotatoria, Philodinida, Philodinidae.
AUGAGAUCAUCAUCACCAGCCAUACUUGAACAUACGCUAUUUCGUCAACAACCAUCGUACGAAACUAAUGAACAAUCAACGCGCCGUAAAACAACAUUUGACUAUGAUAACUAUGUUUUAUCAAUUGAUUAUGAUGGUCAAUCAGCAACAUCAUCAACAUCAAGUAUAACACCAUCGUUAAAAACCGACUGUCGUCUAUCUUUAACGUCAACAUUACCGAAUCAAACAACAAGAAAUUAUUUCCAUAGUGAUACAUCAUCAAUUAAAAGUGAGAGAAAAAAGAAAAUUAUAUCACGCAUUGUCACUAUAGUAACAAUAUUUAUCUUCAUCGUAUGUAUUACACUUGUCGCAUUAACAUUAAGAUUAGCUCAUAAAAUCGAUGAAUUAGUUCGAUUAAAACACUUAAUGCCAAAACCAGUUCAGCAGUAUCGAAUUGACGAUUUUAUUCUAUUACGGACACCGAUAACAACCACCACAACAACAAAAUAUUCACGACGAAAAAAGACUAUUUCUAAACGGCGUUCAAAAGGCCAUAAUACUAUCACAAAAACGAAUCCUAGUUUUUAUCCUAUGAGAUGA